CCUUGUUUCUUUUUUUUUUUUUAGACAUUCUGAAUGAUCAAAGAAAAAUACUGUCCUGUCCAAGGAAAAAAUCUCAAGCCCGAAAGACUUCUCUACCUGAUGGACUUCUGAGCAGCCCAAAGGCUAUGAAUCGUCAUCACCACCGGCAUACAGAACCUGUGAUAACUCUUGAAGGAUUAUUGUCUCCAGAAAACCCUACUGUGAGUGAAUCUUCUAGUGUAGAGCAUCCAGCCAUUAGCAAUGGUAUCAUACCAAAUAUGCAAGUACCAAAUAGAAUAGGAAUAACAAAGGAAAAAUUACUAGUUGUUGGAGACUCUCCGAAUAUGGCCACUGUUCCUAGCAUUGUUUGUGCUUCUGAAGAGGAAGAAGAGGAAGACUUACCUGAGAUAAAUCAAUCUCAAGAAAGUAAAGAAAGUAAUUUAACUGAGAGUGACAGUAGCUUUAUAGACACCAAAACAGUGGAAAACACAGAAGAAGCAGAUAAACCAGAUGCUGAGGCAGUAGCCGUAGAAAACCCUGUCUCAACAGAAGCCGAACCAGUUGUGACAGCAAGUGAGAGUUGCGAGACAAUAUCUUCAAGUGAAACAGUUCCUUUGCUCACCACUGAACCAGUUGUUGAAAAUACAGACCCUGUUGGAGAGAUAAGCAGUGAGGAAAGACCAUCGAAUUGUGAGACAAACGUAGAAGCUGUUGAGGAUGAAGAAGAUGAAGAUGAGCAAACUUUAGUUCCAACUAGUCUAAGUGAAGAUUAUGAUGGAGAUACAGAAAUGAAUGAAUCAUUAGGUUUGCAGGCUGAGGAUGAAUGUGAAGAGACAGAACAGGCUACAACAGAACUAUCUGCAAAUACUCCUGUAUCAGAGCCUGUAGAUAAUGUAUAUAUUGAAAGUAGUUCUGCUGGAUUGGAACUUAUGCUUCAUGGCCCUGGAGAACCACCUCUCUUACCUCCAAGAACAUACCCAUCGAAAUCCAAAGCUCCUCCCCUUCCUCCUCGUCAACGUCCAAAAGAAGCGCCCCCACUUCCUCCAAGAUUGCCCGACAAGUCGACACCUUCUUCCCCUGUCAGUCCCAUAGUAAGUCCCACUAUAUGUGGCUCCCAGGCCCCUACUGCAAAUACCAAUGAAUGUACAUUAUCACCAAAAACCCCAGAAACCAGCCCUGCUGCCCAUUCAUUGCAGCCACCACCCCCCAUUCCGCCCAGAACUUACAGCCCUGUACAUAUGGCUGAAGAAAAUGAGCAAUAUAUUGUGGACAGCCUUGUUGGCUCCUUAGAAAACUUGAGUGCUGACCAGGCAGCUGGAGCUGUUGGUGGUCAGCAUGACCAUCUGUUCACACCAAGAUGCACUUCACAUGUAUCAACAAAAUCUAAAGGCCACCACAGUGAAGAAGGAAAAUUCCAUGGAUCUCCAUCUGUUAGUUUAAGCAAUGAUGGUAAAAAACUAUCUUCGACUGUCCCAGGACCUGCUACAAUGGAUUCUGUUGCUAUAGCUGAAAAACCUACAAAACCUCAUUCACAUGUUAAACGACAUAAGAGUCACACUUCUAAAAACCCUCCACAUGAUAAACAUGGCAUGACUCAUUCUAUGUCAGAUUCUAUGCACUCCAAUGGUCGCCAGCACCGCAUAAAUUCUCCACCAAGAUUUUCUGAUGUAUUUGCUAAGAAUGGCACUUCUGACAAUGUGAGUCCACGGUCUGCAACCCCAAUCCAGAAUGGGGCUUCACCAUCACCACCGCUUAAUAGAAUGCGCACUCUAAGUGAAGAGGAACGUAAGCAAAAUAGACAGCAGAUAGCUCAUCACCUACAGCUCUGGCACCAGAAAAGAGUUGGUGUUAACAGUCAGAGGUCUGAUUCUAGUUCUACUUCAUCAGACUCAAAUUCUUCGACUAAUAUCCCUGCUGUUGAUGGUUGUGACCGGCUGGAUGGUUCUAAUUUAACACUUGCUAGCUCAGCUCCGCCUCCACCCCCACCGCCACCACCACCUCCUCCCAACCAGUCCUCCCAUCAGCCGAAAAAUGGGGUUCGCCGCGACACAUCACUACGAUGGUCCAGUCACAACUCUUCAACAACUUCUGUACCACGUCCAUCCACAGCAAGCCACUCUGCAGCUGCUCCUGACUCUGUGGUUUGGCACCGGCGAUCUCACAGUAGUCAUUCUUCUUCCCAUCAUCACGCUAAUAGUGAUAAUGCUGCAUCAUUGCCUCGUUUACCUUCACGAAGGCCCAGAUACCAUCGUGUUGAACCACAACCUGGUGAAGAGCCACUCCCAGCUGAUUGGGAAGCUGGUGUUGACACUCAUGGACGAGUUUUCUAUAUUGACCAUGUGAACCGAACAACAACUUGGCAGAAACCACAAGUAGGACAAAGUACUGGUCAUCGAAGGCCCACUAUAAGUUCAGAACAAAGGCAACAAUUAGAUCGCAGAUAUCAAAGUAUUCGACGAACAAUCUCACAGAGCCGACCUGAAGAACCACCACCACCUCCACCACCACCACCCCUUCCUCCUCAGACAUCUGAAUUGUCAGCCUGUGGUAAGCAUGGUGAUUCAAAUACAUCAAGUGGUAGUAAUAGUAGCAGUUCUGUUACUUCAACAUCAGGUAACACCUCAUCACAGUCACGGACACCUGAAAGCCGAUCUGUAUACAACAGUCCUGCUGUUAAAUUUCUGACAAGACCUGACUUCUUCCCUAUUCUUCAAGCACAUGAGGGCGUUUUACAAGCAUACAACAGGAACAGUACUUUGAACCAUAUGAUAACUCGAAUUCGCAGAGACCCACAGACCUUUGAGCGGUAUCAACAUAACAGGGAUUUAGUUUCAUUCUUAAAUAUAUUUACGGAUACUAGAAGAGAACUACCUCAAGGCUGGGAAAUGAAGAUUGACCGAUCAAGGAAAGCUUUUUUUAUUGAUCAUGUAAAUAGAACAACAACUUUCAUAGACCCACGCUUGCCAGUUGAUACUCCCCCAGUAAACCCUUACUUUCUACAUAUGUCCUUCUUGCGCUUGGAUGGCUCUCACACUGGAAGUCCUCACUCCACUUCUUAUCAUGCUGGAGGCCCUCACAGUAGCAGCUCUCAUUCAAGUCCACACUCAGGAGGUACACAUUCACACUCGAGCCCACACUUAGGUGGCCCACACUCAACUUCUCACAGUACACAUUCUCUUUCACAUUCAGCUUCUCAUACAGGCGCACCAACACCACCUCCUCGAAAUGCUGGAAGUGAUGUAAUUCCAACAGCAUACAAUGAUAAAGUUGUUGCAUUCCUUCGUCAACCUAACAUUAGUGAAGUCUUGAAGGAGAAACAGUCUUGUUAUGCAUCCAACAGUUCUCUUCGAGAUAAAAUCAAUAAAAUUCGUUCUGAAGGCACUGAUGCCCUUGAUCGCCUUUCUAAUGAUAUUGAAUUAACAAUAUUAUUAAGCUUAUGUGAGAAUGAAAUCAUGUCCUAUGUUCCUCCUCAUCUACAACAAUCCUCUUUAAGCUCAGGGGUCCAUUCCCCAUCAGGUUCACCACAAGCUUCUCCAGGUGUUCAACGACCAACUAGAGUUCCAGCUCCAUACAAAAGGGAUUUCCAAGCAAAACUCAGGAAUUUUUACAAAAAAUUAGAAACUAAAGGAUAUGGUCAGGGACCAGGGAAAUUAAAAUUAACAGUAAAAAGAGAUAAUGUUUUAGAAGAUGCCUUUAAUAAAAUAAUGUCCACUUCUAAGAAAGAGCUACAGAAAAGUCGACUCUAUAUCUCAUUUGCUGGGGAAGAAGGGUUAGACUAUGGGGGACCAUCGAGAGAGUUUUUUUUCCUGUUGUCACGCCAGCUUUUCAACCCAUAUUAUGCUUUGUUUGAAUAUUCUGCCAAUGACACAUACACUGUACAGAUUAGCCCAAGGUCCAGAUUUGUAGAUAACUACCAAGAAUGGUUCAGGUUUGCAGGACGUGUUUUAGGAUUAGCUCUGGUCCAUCAGUACUUACUGGAUGCAUUCUUCACUAGACCAUUCUAUAAAGCUUUGUUAAGAGAAUCCUGGACAAUAGCAGAUGUUGAGGCUCUAGAUACAGAAUUUCACCAAAGUUUGUUGUGGAUUCAGGAUACAGAUAUUACUGAACAUGAUUUAGUGAUGACAUUCUCAGUAAAUGAAGAAGUUUUCGGUCAGGUUACUGAAAGAGAGUUAAAACCAAAUGGAAAAAACAUACCAGUGACAGAGAAAACUAAAAAAGAAUACAUAGAAAAAAUGGUGAACUGGCGCUUAGAACGGGGAGUAACAGAGCAAACGGAAUGUCUAAUUAAGGGUUUCUAUGAGGUGAUUGACCAUCGUUUAGUUUCUGCUUUUGAUGCCCGGGAACUGGAACUUGUAAUUGCUGGAACAGUAGAAAUUGAUAUUAAUGACUGGAGGAAAAACACUGAGUAUCGUUCAGGUUACCAUGACCAACAUCUUGUUAUUCAGUGGUUUUGGGCAGCAAUUGAAAAAUUUGAUAAUGAAAGAAGGUUACGCCUUUUACAGUUUGUAACUGGAACCUCCAGCAUUCCAUAUGAAGGGUUUGCUGCCCUACGUGGAAGUAAUGGACCACGGAAGUUUUGUAUUGAAAAGUGGGGACGCAUUACCAGCCUUCCAAGAGCACACACUUGCUUUAACCGCUUAGACCUGCCUCCAUACACUUGUCAAGAAAUGUUGUUUGAGAAAUUAGUAACUGCAGUGGAGGAAACAAGUACUUAUGGCAUGGAGUAAAGCAACUUACCUUGAGUCAUUUGAUGAUGAUGUUUGAUAAUGAUGAUGAUGGUGAGGAGGAAGAGGAGGAGGAGUCUGAUAGCAGUAGCAAUACCUAGUUAUCUGUUUAAGGCAGCAGCAAUACAGCAGCAAUACAGCAGCUCUAUGUAUCAACACCAGUUGUCCAUAUGUCUUGCUAUAACAGUGAAACUAUCUGCAAUUGCCUGCUAGCCAUGUCUCUGGCCAAAUGCCACUGCUAUUUUGCAGGAAUUCUCUCACACAACACAUGUACAUUAUACACUCACUUACCUGUGCAUACACACACACACACACACACUAUACAUUAUAUAUAUAAAUAUACAUAUAUAUGUGAAAGGAAACUGACAAAAUAUAACUACAUUGUUGCCUUGAAACUAUGUAGUAUAGUAGUUUAACUAGAUUUAUUGAUAUGUGCAUAAAUAACAUACUAAACACACACACAUAUAUAUAUAUAUAUAUAUAUAUAUAUAUAUAUAUGUGUGUGUGUGUGUGUAUAUAUAUAUAUAUGUUCCCAAUUGGUUUGAAGUACAAAUCAAACUAAGGUUUCUUGUAAUCCAGCGUGCAUCGCAUAAAUUUACUUUGAUGCACUGUAGCAUAUUUCUGUGAUAUGAGAUGGAUGUUGGAGACAGAUAUUUUGCUAGUUGCCUGCAUUGAUAAAAGAAGUAUGUGAGAAAAAGCAUUGCAUAGCAAGCAGCCUUAUCCUACACUGGCUUAACAGAAAUACUUCUAUUGUCUUUGACAUUGCUGCUGUCUAGAAGCAUUUCUUCCACACUAAGAAUUUCUCUGAUGUCCCACCCCACCCCCUUGCAUUGUCACAUAAGUGGGAGAUCAGUAACCUGUGAUGGAAAAAAAAAUGA
Octopus sinensis (East Asian common octopus) is the source of this 5581-nucleotide messenger RNA. Its product is annotated as E3 ubiquitin-protein ligase HECW2. Gene Ontology annotation, biological process: regulation of dendrite morphogenesis. Gene Ontology annotation, molecular function: protein binding; ubiquitin-protein transferase activity. The transcript has 21 exons. The record is from RefSeq and is a predicted model, not a curated record. Bases 126 to 4706 code for a protein of 1526 amino acids. Lineage: Eukaryota; Metazoa; Mollusca; Cephalopoda; Octopoda; Octopodidae.